Messenger RNA from Anisakis simplex (herring worm), 672 nucleotides. The record is from the annotation of a GenBank genome assembly. Lineage: Eukaryota; Metazoa; Nematoda; Chromadorea; Rhabditida; Anisakidae.
AUGCAUACGAUAUUCCUACGAGAACACAAUCGUAUAGCAGCAAUAAUGGAAGGUUACAAUCCGGGCGUGGACAGUGAGACAAUCUUCCAAGAGACACGAAAGAUUGUCGGUGCGCAGAUGCAGCAUAUCACCUUCUAUCACUGGUUACCCAAAGUACUUGGUCAGGACAACUUCAAGCGUCUGAUAGGACCGUAUCGUGGCUAUUACCCUGAGAUUGAUGCGAGUAUUUCGAAUGAAUUCGCUACGGCUGCAUUCCGUUUUGGACACACGCUCAUCAGUCCUGUUCUUUAUAGACUGAACGCUGAUUUCAAACCGAUACGUGAGGGUCAUGUUUCGCUGCGUGAUGCCUUCUUUGCGCCUGAAACCUUCUUGGCCGCCGGUGGAAUCGAUCCUCUUCUACGAGGUCUUUUCGCAUCACCAAUGAAGAAACCUUUAUCCGAAGAAUUGCUCAACAAAGAACUCACUGAACAAUUGUUCCAUCGUGCAUAUAAUCUUGCUCUCGAUUUGGCAUCGUUGAAUAUUCAACGAGGUCGUGAUCAUGGUUUACCUGGAUAUGCUGCAUUCCGCAAAUGGUGUAACUUGAGCGCUAUUGAGAACUGGAAUGAUCUGGACGGUAUAAUACCUGUCAGGACGAUUGCUAAGCUCAAACAGCUGUAUGGCCAUCCAGGUUAA